Molecule: messenger RNA, 597 nt
Organism: Ostreococcus tauri
Lineage: Eukaryota; Viridiplantae; Chlorophyta; Mamiellophyceae; Mamiellales; Bathycoccaceae
Product: GINS complex, subunit Psf1
Exons: 2
Coding region: 1-597 (198 amino acids)
Biological process (GO): DNA strand elongation involved in mitotic DNA replication; DNA replication
Cellular component (GO): GINS complex
Source: RefSeq, a predicted model, not a curated record
AUGCCCACCAACGCCUCGACGUCGUUGUCGUUCGGUAAAAAAGCAGCCGAGCUCGUGCGAGAGAUCGUCGAGAGCGAUCCCGAGACUUUACCUCCGUACAACGCGGACGCGAUGCGCACCAUCGUGGAGCAGUGCGGAGACCAUCGCGCGGAGAUCGUGACGUUGGCGCCGGAUGCGAGCGAGGAUGCGACGCGGGUCGGGUUGUUGGCGCAUCAUCAGGCGAUACUGAGGAAUAAGCGGGCGAUGCUGGUGUACCUGAACGAGCGCGUGGGACGGGUGAAGGAGAUGCGCUGGAGCGUCGGCAUGGGUCUACCGGAGAGCGCGUCGGCGAACAUGAGCCACGGCGAGCGGACGUUUUUCACGAAAUACGCCGAAACUUUGAACGAAUACAUGCGCGCGGUAGACUUAGACUUGACCUUAGACUUAGAGCCACCGCAGAAUCACAAGAUUCAGGUUCGGUGUUUGGAGGACCACGGCGAGAUUUUCACUCGCGAUGGCACCGUGGAUUUAAAAAAGAACACCGUGCACUUGCUCUGGCGCGAGGAGGCGCAGCCGUUGAUUCGAGAGGGCGUGCUCGAGCAGAUGGACGACGAAUAG